UCUCUCUCUCUCUCUCUCAAUUGUUUCGAUUUCUUCUUCUUCCUUUUUUUAUUUCAUUUGAAAACUAGCAGCUGGAUUGUUUUCCAUUGGGGGGUUUUUCUUCUUCUUUUCUUUUUUUCCCCCCUCUCCCAAAAACUCCAUCGACCUCUAUUCGGAAGCAAAAACCAGUAGAAGGUUAUUGAUGUCAUAAUUUUUUUUUUAUCAUUCAAAUCCGUGGAGUAAGGAGGUUUUUGGUCGGGAUCGGUUCGCCGAAAAGUUUGUGGAGGUGGUGGGGUUAGUCUCCGGCGACAAUGGCGAGCGACUUGCCGAUGGGCCCUCAGCUGGAGCAGAUCCACGGUGAAAUCCGCGAUAAUUUCCGAGCCCUUGCAAAUGGUUUCCAGAGGCUUGAUAAGAUCAAAGAUUCUAAUAGACAAAGUAAACAGCUGGAAGAACUUACAGGAAAAAUGAGGGAGUGUAAAAGAUUAAUUAAGGAGUUUGAUCGUGAACUUAAAGAUGAGGAAGGGAGAAAUCCUCCUGAGGUUAAUAAGCAACUCAAUGAUGAGAAGCAGUCUAUGAUCAAAGAGCUGAAUUCAUACGUGGCAUUGAGAAAAACGUAUAUGAAUACCCUUGGUAAUAAGAGAGUUGAACUCUUUGAUAUGGGAGCAGGGGUUAGUGAACCUACGGCUGAUGACAAUUUUCAAGUAGCAUCAUCAAUGACAAACCAAGAACUUAUCAAUGCUGGAACAAAGACAAUGGAUGAGACUGAUCAGGCCAUUCAACGCACUCAAAAGGUUGUUGAACAAACAAUUGAAGUGGGAACUCAAACUGCUGUUACAUUAAAGGGCCAAACUGACCAAAUGGGCCGAAUUGUUAAUGAGCUGGACACAAUUAACUUCUCAAUUAAGAAGGCUUCCCAACUUGUGAAGGAGAUUGGUAGGCAGGUAGCUACAGAUAAAUGCAUCAUGCUUUUUCUAUUCCUUAUUGUCUGCGGUGUAAUAGCCAUCAUUAUUGUCAAGAUUGUGAAUCCCAAGAACAAAGACAUCAGGGACAUCCCUGGAUUGGCACCUCCAGCUCCCUCAAGGAGGCUUUUGUGGGCUGCAGAACAUUUCAUUUAGAUUCAUUAUUUCGCAGCAGUUUUUCCGCCCAUAAUGGUUUGUGUUUUAAAUUCAUGCAAAGGGGUGCUCAGAGUAAUGCAGUUUGCGGGUCGUUUGUCGUUUUUUUGUUUUUCUAAUUUACUUUCCAUAAUUAUAUUGGUUCUUGCCUGCUAUGUGCAUAUUCUGUUUUCGAUUCUUUUCUGUUGUGUGUAAAUCACAUGCGAGCCCUUUUUGCUU
Messenger RNA from Juglans microcarpa x Juglans regia, 1310 nucleotides. Its product is annotated as novel plant SNARE 13-like. The coding region runs from base 291 to 1094 and encodes 267 amino acids. Lineage: Eukaryota; Viridiplantae; Streptophyta; Magnoliopsida; Fagales; Juglandaceae. Gene Ontology annotation, cellular component: endoplasmic reticulum membrane; SNARE complex; late endosome membrane. The transcript has 12 exons. Gene Ontology annotation, molecular function: SNARE binding; SNAP receptor activity. The record is from RefSeq and is a predicted model, not a curated record. Gene Ontology annotation, biological process: vesicle fusion; retrograde vesicle-mediated transport, Golgi to endoplasmic reticulum.